AUGCUUGUAACUCAUAUAAAUAAUGUUGGCGUAUCUUCUGAUGAUCCUUUAUUUUGGCGUCUUCCAACACCUGCUGAUUGUAAGACAGUAAGAAUUAUUGGUAUACUAUUAUAUCUUGCUGCUUAUACUGGUUUAAUGCUUAAUGGUUCACUUUUCGCUAGUUUUGUUCGACAUACAGCAUUGCGUACACCACCAAAUAUUUUUAUUAUGUUUAUUUCGGAUGUUGGAUGUCAAAUAGAGGGUUUAGCAGCAUUUCUUUAUGGAACUACGAGUUCUUAUCUACUCUGCACAGUAAGUCUUAGUCGAUGUUACAUUGUUGUUAGGCCAUUCAAUGCCAAAGAUGUUACAGUUAUGAAAUGUAUUGUCAUCUCGUGCGCUGCCGUAUUGGUUUCACUGAUUUGGACUAUAUUGCCACUUGUUGGAUGGAAUGAAUGUACCAUAGAAGCUAAUAUGAUAUUUUUGUCUUCAACAAAUUCGAUUAUUUAUCUUGAAUUUAAACGUAUGCGUGACAAAAUAGCUCAUGGUGCCAAAGCAGAAUUAAGUCAAAAACGAAUUGACAUGGAAAGACGUAUUCUAAAAAGCAUUGUAAUAACAAUGUUUGACUUUAUUUUCAUCUGGACAUCAUAUGCAGUAGCAUUCUUCAUUUCGGUAUUCAGUGGAAGUAAUUAUACUACACCACCCAUGGGGAAAUUUAUGUCUGCAUGUUUCGCUAAAACAUCUGUUGUAUGA
Messenger RNA from Rotaria socialis, 729 nucleotides. Lineage: Eukaryota; Metazoa; Rotifera; Eurotatoria; Philodinida; Philodinidae. The record is from the annotation of a GenBank genome assembly.